This is a messenger RNA of Epinephelus lanceolatus (giant grouper), 5304 nucleotides long. The record is from RefSeq and is a predicted model, not a curated record. NCBI's taxonomy places the organism in Eukaryota, Metazoa, Chordata, Actinopteri, Perciformes, Serranidae.
AUUCAAGACAUUUAUUUUUACCAAUUUAGACCUUAAGAGUAAUGAAUUCUAUGCCUUUUAAGACUUUUUAAGGAUCCAAGGGAACCCUGUAAUAAAACAGCGCUAGCAGUUUCGUAAGUUAAGAAAAUUACAUCACUUUACUGUAAUGCAGCUUUUAAAACCAGGAAAAGACAACACCUAUGGUAUUACAAUUUCUAAAAUCUAAGACAAUAUCUAGUCUAAUAUCACAAUUUUGAUAUAAUGUCAAUAUGUUGCCCAGCCCUACAGUACAUCCACAGCCAAUCUUAAGGGCUAGUGCAGGAGGUAUUAAGUCUUUUGUGUAGCAAGGGAGUAGUAAGGGUGUGAAAGUUACGGUGGUGUAUAGCGUGUAACUUGGCAGACUUAAAUGCAGCAGAACAGAAAUGGUGCCCAGCACAUAACAUUUUUAUUAACUGUAACCAAAAUUUUUCCCAAACCUCAACCCUUUGUUUUAGUUUCCUAAUCCUAACCAUAUCUUAAUCACAGUUUAUUUGCCUCUCCUUAACCAUAUCACAGUUGUCAUGCAGAUUUUGAAAAAAGCCUUGUCUUUUUUUUGUGGCCACAUUUUUGAUGAACAUCGCUGUCAGCACAAAGCUCUGACUAUUAUAUUGUUUGCUGCAAGUGCUUCACAAUAAACGCCACCCUGUGUUCUGCCCAUUGAAUACAUUCAAUAUGACACAGCAGCAGAAGGAAAUGUUCAGUUUGUCUUAUUGGUGCUUUAAUACAGCUGCAGGAGAGUGAACAGUAAACAGCGAGGCUGUUAUCAAAGAGAUGAAAUUAGAAACAGUAACACUGGAUUACAUUCAUAAAUUAUUUCCUGUGAAUCCAUUAUGCAGUUUGAAACCAGCGAGGGAAUGAUGUAAUUACAGACUGUAUAUACAUUGAAUGGUUUUCGUUAAAAAAAAUGCCAACCAUAAAUAGCAUCAAAAAUGGAGAUUGAUUUCAUGACAAUCUGAAGGAUUAUAACUGAAACACAUAGCACGUCUCCUGUUACCUUAACCUUGACUCUGACAAACUGAAACCCAAAGUCUACAUCCAUACUGAGUUCUUACUGAGUUGUCCACUCCUCUUCAUAUUUCCCAUUUCCUGAGUUUAAACUGAUCCUCUUAAGUGCAAUCAGACACAGGGACAAGCAGGCGAACACACACUCGUGGAUACAAGCUCUUCUUGAUUUGCUCCAUUUUUUUUUUCUCAGUAGCUGACUGUCAACUGUCACUGGUUGCCCACAGGCCUCCAGCCCAUUUCAGAUAAUCCCACCACUCAAUAAUCAUCAUCAGCUCAGCAGGCCAGUUCAGUGAUUACACCAGUAGUGGAGGAAGAUGAGAAUAUUCUGGAGGCUAAUCUUCACUGACAGCCUCAUCAGCACAUCAGUCCCCCCAAACCAUCAGCUCAGCAGCCAUUUACUGUAAUGCGCCGAAAACGCAGGGUGCCAGAAUAUAUUUCAGAAUUUGUGAGUUACUAUUGGAUUAUCCUUGGGAACCAAAAAUGUUGGGGUUUGUUUGGUUAAAAAAAAUUUAAAUACAAGGAAGUCCACUGAGCACCUUUGGUUAGAAACAGUCACUUGGUCAUUCAGUUAUGAUACAUCCAUAGUCUUUGACUGAUGGUCACUUUAUAGUGGAGCUGCAGAUUUGGGGAAUUACUGUAGAUGCUUUCUUCAACAAACAUACUGAAAAAACAUAUCAAAGGUUUAUGUGGUGUUACAUAUGAAUGAGUUCAGUGUAAGAUGUUUGCAAUCGCUUGGUAAUGAACAUCUGACAAACCUACCUUUACCCUGCUAAAUUGAAAUGCACACAUAAACUGACAAACAAGUCAAUAUAAGACAAAAUAUAAACAUAAGCUGACUGCCAGAGAAAAGGCACAUUACUAAUACUGCUGCUACUACUAGCACGCAGCUCACCAAACAGUCCAGUGGAAUCUGGUCCACAUGGCAGUGUGCGUUCACUUCACUGCCCCCACCAGCUUUCUGACUGAAGCUCAUUGUGUCAAUAGUUUUGUCAAAAAUAUCCAUUUAUCGCUACAUAUCAUCUCUGAAUACUUGUAACAGUUUAAAUAUUCAUUUUCUGCAGUUCAAUACAAUCAAUACUACUUUCUUGCUGUCUCUUUCCUUCGACAGCGAGUUGACACACACAUUGCUGCCGUGCCCCCACAGCCCUGCCUCCUCUCACUCACUCACAGGGCUGUCUUCUCGUCACUUGUCUCAUUCGAUCCUGUUGUUUAUGGGCUUACCAAACAGUGUUUUGGUUUGGUUUGGUUUGGUUUGGUUUAUUAUAAUUGCACUUAACUGUAUUUUGAAUGUGUGACGAUCUCAGGGGCUUCUGAGCAUGUGCACUAUCGCAAGACAAAUAUUGUUUUCAUUACUGUAAAAAAAAGUUUUAAUUAUUGUUAAUGUUUACAACAGUCAUUCUGCUGUCCUCUGCUACCAACCAGGAAAAGAAAAGUCAUCAUCAUGUUCUAGCCUUGAGCCAGGCAGAGGCCCACUACAAGGGGAACCGUCAUGCUCGCAGGGUGAAGGGGAUCGAGACAUCCAAGACAGCUCGUCUCCAAGAUGGCGACAAGCAGCACCCUCCCCCUACUGCUUCGCCCUCCCCACCAGGCCCCUCGCCAUCUAGCCCUGAGCCUGAUCCUAAUAAGCAGGAUGACACCCAAUCCUGUCCCAACUCUAACAAAUCACCUUUGACCCCUAGCCGCCUUCCAACACCCACACUGAGCUCUGCAGAUGCAGAGUGUCCCCUCUUGCCUUCUGUUAGCACACCUUUGCCAUCCUCUCCCUCCCCCACUGCGGCCCUCAGUACCCCCCCUGCAGAUCCAGCAGCCGCUGGUCUUCCUGACACCCCGUCCCCGGCACCCAGCCCUUCUUCAGGAGAGUCAGAGGAAGAGAAAGCCAAGAAGCUUCUCUACUGUUCCCUGUGCAAAGUAGCAGUUAAUUCCCUCUCACAACUGGAGGCACAUAACAAAGGUACCAAACACAAAACCAUUCUGGAGGCUAGAAGUGGACUGGGACCCAUUAAAGCAUACCCACGUCUGGGUCCUAAACCCAGCCCAGAGCAGGGAGGGGAGCUGUCUUCUGACCCCAACACUCAGGAACGCACCUUCCACUGUGAGAUCUGCAACGUCAGAGUCAACUCUGAGCUGCAGCUGAAACAGCAUAUAUCUAGCCGUAGGCAUCGGGAUGGUGUUGCGGGAAAACCCAAUCCUCUUCUUAGUCGGCACAAGAAGCGCACAGACUUCAUGGAACUUCCAAAAACUCUGGGAGCUGGACUUUUACCAAAUCCUCUGGCUGUUGCCGCAGCGAUGGCAGCCGCAGCCUCCUCCAAUCAGCUGGCAUUACGUGCUCCUUGCCCGACCUCCCACCCUCAUCCCCAUCACCACCUCCUACAGGGAACACCCCUCAGCCUGCUGAGGCCCGCCCCAGGCCCCAUCCGCACCACACACGGGCCGAUCCUCUUCACUCCUUACUGACGGUGAGAGAAUGGGGACGAAUCAGGAAGAAGCACACUGUGAAGUGGAGGCCUGCAACCACGUGCCAUCAAGAGCCAGCUGGUGAGGCUCCAGCUGCUGUAUCAUUAGAAUAAGAACAGUGAACAUAAAUAUGACUCUUCAUGGUGCAUACUGUGGUUGCAGACCACUGCUGUUACGUUAACAGGGAGAACCAGAGUAACUGACGCCUCUCAGACAUUUCAAAGAGACUGUAUGUUUCCAUCCUCCCCAGUUUCCCUUCAUCAGUCAACUAUCUGCCAAUCAUCGAGUAGACUCCGCAGAUAGUUUCAAGAGGAACUUAUAAACAAGUUUCUAUCGAGCAUGGACUUCUUGAGCAUCCUCCAAACUGCAACUGACUGAUUAUCUUCAUCUAACAUAUGGUCCACUGUAUCUGACUCAAAACCCUACCUCUCUUAUGAUUUUAAUGUUCAUCUCUGCAAGAAUACAUUACAUAUCUAAAGCAUCAAUGUUAUCAAAAACACGCCCGCUGGGUUAGAUAUAGUAGUUGCCUCUGAUAUUAGCUGGUAUCAUAAUGUAGCUGUCACAGUAUAGUGGAUAUACCACUGUAAAGUUCUGUUUUUGUGGCCUAUAAAGAGAAAAAGGUAUGGACAAUUUCCGUACCAUUUCUGCAGUUACUGGCAAACAUUUCUCUGUACUGUAUGUCUACAUUUUCACAGCUGGCCUAAAUGGUCUAUAUUUACUUAUGUGGGACAGAAAGGGGAAGUCACAGCAAAAGGUAGACAUUUACAUUGAGUCUUAAAACUGAACUGAUGUGUACGUCACAUUAACGGUUUGGCAAAGAUUUACUUGUGAAGAAGGAAUCUGAACUGGUACACUAUGCAGCUAUAAGUGUUUAUUCUACCAGUGUGUGUAAAAUGCAGUAAGGUUGGAGAAAAAGGACACAACGUGAGGAAAAACCCAGGCUGUUAGUGUCUUUAGUGAAGGUCAAGAUGUACUGACUUCAGUUAAAUAGUUCCCAUGAUGAUGUUCUCCCUGAAUGGCCACUGACAACAGCCACUGUGCGUUAGUCCCACAAAGCACACAAGUAUAAAUCUGUGGUGAAAUGUCUCCAUUUAAAUGGCUUAAAUGCAUUUAAAAUUACGGUCUAUCUUUUUUUCUUUAAUCUGCACCUCACUGUGCACACAGAAAAGUUUUAGUGUCUUAAUUAAUAGUUUCAACACUGUGAGCACAGCAGGACAAUGAUUGAGUUAUGAAUUUAGUGGCAGGUCUUUGCAUUAUGUGCACAUUUAAAUAUCAGACAACAUUUUCAAACAGUCCCAUACAAGGGAGUGUGGAAGACAGUGGGAUGAAAGACACCAGCAAUAUGUUACAGAAGGAAAAGGACCACAUACACAGAUGAGUAGAUGUAUGCAAAAAACAACAUUUUUGGUAGUAUUAUAGGCUUGUAGUGGGAUAAAAAUGUUUAGUUUGUCUGCUCUGCCUCGUGUGCUCCGAACCCCACAUGGCCCCUGACUAUCCCUGUGAAACUGUCAUGAUGGCUUGUGAAACAUUAGAGGGAAGCUUUAGGAAACGGAAACUGUAGCAAUACUUUAAGCACUCCUGCUUACUUUUCUUGUUAACUGCAAUAAAAAAGACAAUGUCUACAAAUGUAUGAAUUGUUAUUUAGGAGAAGUGUAUUGAAACAUUACUGUAAAUGCAGAUUAUUUAAAAAUAAUGAGAAAGGGUACAUGUUGGGGCUUCCUCAUUGUUAAAUUAAAAUCAAAAUUAUAUAUAAAAUCAUUAAACUGAAUUUAUGGUUGUAAGCAAUGUUGAUUGGUGAUUUUUUCUUCUUCUUUUUUUCCAAAUGUA